UAAAAUAUGUUCAUUAUAAUUUUCCAAAAAACAUUUUCCUUCAUGAUGUAGGUAACAUGACGCACCGUGUUCAAAUCGAAUUACAUAAAUGCACAAAAUACAAGAACCGUUGUUACAAGCAGUUUCAAGGUCCACACAUACUGUUUGACGUAGGUAAAUCUUUUGAAAAGUCAAUUUAGUGUGAUCGCUUCGUUCCUCAUAGUUUGGUGUAAUACUAUUUUUUCUUUUUUUGUGACAACGAUGUUUAUAGUUUUUAUAAUAAAUGCGCUGAACAGUUUAAUGAAAGCAUUAUGCAUUUUAAUGUUAAUAGUGGGAUUGUAUCAAAAGAACACAAACAGAAUUUGCAAGUCGAAAAAAAGACUCGACGGAAAGACCGCUAUCGUGACAGGAGGAACUACUGGUUUGGGAUUAGAAAUAGCUAAAGAUUUGGCUCAUAGAGGGGCCAAAGUUAUUGUAGCUUGCCCAUUCGAAGAUGAAGGAAAUAAUGCAAGAGAAUUUAUUGCCCGGAGCUCAGGAAAUGACAAUGUGGAAUUUAAACAUUUAGAUCUAUCGACAUUUGCUUCUGUUAGACAAUUUGCAACAGCCAUCAAGAAAACCGAAGACAGAUUAGAUAUUUUGGUGAACAAUGCUGGUGUCUGCAGCUACGUUGGCAAGCAUAUAACUGACGAUGGUCUGAAUUUAAUACUGCAAGUUAAUUACUUUGGAACAGUUCUGUUGACACUAUUACUACUGCCGCUUCUUAAGAAAACUGGUAACCUUAAUGAGCCAAGCAGGAUUGUGAAUACUACAUCGCUGAGUCAUUUUAUCGGCAAAGUUGAUUUCGCUGGUUGGAGGAAACCUUUAAACUCAUUCGUUUAUUAUCCAAGCAGUAAGCUAUGUAUCGCUUUGUACACGCGCGAGUUAGCCAAAAGGAUACAUAAUUUUGAUGUGUUAGUGAAUGUUGUGGACCCAGGACUUAGUGGUACGCCUAUGCUCAGGAAAGUUUAUGGGGCAUUAUUAGCAUUUGUUGCAAAUGUGUGUUUUAAGAAUGCCUGGGAGGGGGCGCAAACGGCCAUUUUCGCUGCUGUGAGUGACGAAGCACGUGUAAAUGGAAAAUAUCUGUGUAAUUGUAAAGAAGCGUCACCGAGUCGUGUGCCCUUUAGUUUUGACGAUGAUGAGAAGCGUCGGCUUCUGUGGGAAAAGACGAUGGACGUCGUGAAGUUCGCGGAUCCAGACGUGUUACAAUUGGUUAAAGUUAUAGAUAAAUAGUUGUUAGGAUUGUAAUUAGAGCUAACCCGAAUUCUGCGCAUCGAACUAAGUUAUGGAAGAUUAAGAAAAUAUGGAUAAAAGCAAUGAUUAAAAUAAGAAUAAAGGUAGUCCUCUUGCAUUUGAUAGUUGUAUGAAAUUAUACAGAAGUGAUUUACAUUUUUUUUUAUUAUUUUUUUUUAAAGUUACCAACCAAAUACCUUUAAAGUCAACGGCAUGAGUGUUUUGAUCUUUUGUAUCUUAUAAUAUAAAGAAAAGGUAAAACAAAGAAAGAAUAUAAAAAUCAAUCGAGCGAAACGCUUAACUUGGGAUUCUAUUACAUACAUACAUAUAGUCAUGUCUAUUUUGAAAAUACAGGACUAUAUUUAAUUUUCAAGACUAUUGGAUUCUUAUACCAGUCGCUAAGUACCUACGAGUAUCUGUGAAUCUCAAUCAAAUUAAACGCGGCCUGCUAUAAAAUUAGCUUUAAGUUUUUACCAUAAAAUUAUAAUCAUUCUGACAAAAUUAUGAUUUAAAUAAAUAAAAAUAACUCACCGUGA
This is a messenger RNA of Amyelois transitella, 1784 nucleotides long. RefSeq names its product retinol dehydrogenase 13. The transcript has a single exon. The record is from RefSeq and is a predicted model, not a curated record. Lineage: Eukaryota; Metazoa; Arthropoda; Insecta; Lepidoptera; Pyralidae. The coding region runs from base 241 to 1248 and encodes 335 amino acids.